This is a messenger RNA of Penaeus monodon (black tiger shrimp), 2200 nucleotides long. Its product is annotated as cilia- and flagella-associated protein 251-like. NCBI's taxonomy places the organism in Eukaryota, Metazoa, Arthropoda, Malacostraca, Decapoda, Penaeidae. The record is from RefSeq and is a predicted model, not a curated record.
CCCUUCUCUAGCCUGAGAGUGAGGAGGUGGGACUUAGCGUGACCAGUGAGGAGGAGGAAUCUUCCGGGAGUGAAAGCUACGAUGAGCCACCUGUGCCUCCCGAGCUGGCCGCCUCACGAGCCACCAACUCCUCCGGCAAGAAGAACCAGAAUUCGAACGCCAAGCUCGGACCGGUCGCGGCUAGCUGGGCCACCUCCCCGCAGAUCCCGAAGGUGGGGGAGAGGCUGGCCAACUGGAGCUACCCAACGCCGUCUGGCAGCUGGCCCAAACGCAAGGGCGCGCCCGACGCGGCGGACACCUACGAGACACAAACCAAAGACGACAACGAGGGUACACCAACCGUCACGGACACGGCCAGUGUGAGACGAAAGAGUCUGGGGAAAAUGUGGAAGAACGGAACAAAGGCAGUAAAGAAAACGAAACGCGGCAAGAAAGAGGGAAACACAGGAAAAGGCGAGGACGAGACAACGAAAGGGGAAGACACAGCGAGCGGAGGAGAGAAGCAAAGCCAGUGGGAAAGUGUGAUGAGAAAGUCGAACGAAGCCAAUGCAGAAUCAGCAGAAAAUGGAAGCGGGGUGAUGAAAAUUGACGAGAGCGACAUUGCGAAAGAGAUGAACGAAGAGAGAGAUAGCGAGUCCGAGGAAGGAGGAGAUGGAGAGGAACAAGGAGAAAGAACGAGUGUUGAUGCUGUAGAUGGGGAUAAGGAAGAGAAGGAAAGAGAAAUGGAAAGGGAAUCUGCAAAAGAAAGCAGUGAUAGUAGCGAGAAAGUUUAUGAAGCAUCAGAAGAAACGACCCAGAGUGAAGGAGACACUAUGGAUGAAAACAAAGCAAAUAAACCUGAAGAAGAAACAGUAGAUGUGGAAAGAGAACAAAUCGAUAAACCAGAAGAAAAUGCUCAAUAUAGAGAAGUAUCGGAGGAUGAAUUUUACGAGUCAGUCAUCGAAUUCCCAAAGGAAACAACAGAGAGCAACGGUCAUGAUGGAGAAGGAAAAUGGAAUGAAGAAACUAGCGAAAUUGAGAAUGAAAAUGGAGAAAGGGAACCACCCGAAACAGGUAAAGAGGAAGAAACAAGUAAAGAAAGGGAAGAGAAAGAAGUUGAUGAUGAAAUAUCGGUGAAAAAUGAAGAGACGGAAGAGAAAGGAGAGAGAGAAUUGGAUGGUGAGAAGGAAGCAGGGCCUAAAGUAGACGAAAAGAAGGAGGAGGAAGAAGACGUAGAGCAGAGGAAAGGAAAAGAUAAUGAAGUAAAGACGGUGGAUGAAGUAGUUGAAGAAUAUAUGGAAGAGGCAAAUCUGGACGAAGAGAAGAAUAAACUGUAUGAAAAAGAGGAGUUGGAGAAGGUGGACAAAGAAUGUGACGAGGCGACUCAUGAAAGAAUCCUUGAUGAAGAGAAAGAGGAAGAGAGCAAAGCCCCAGAAAACAAUACUGUUCUAAUCAAAAUAGAGGAAAAUAAAUCAGAUGAAAGUCAGAACAACGAAGAAACACCGACGGGAAAAAUAAUUCAAAGUGAACGAGCGUAGGAAGUUCAGACGGACAGGAAGAAGUGCGGUACGUUGUCGAGAAAAUCCUCAGCGCGAGAAGAUGUGAGCUGGUGAUCCGUGUGAACGACGUAAACGCAGAAGAAGAAAAAGGCGGUGCGAUUGAAUGCAGCGAGACCAAACUUUUCAUAGAGCCCAGUGCAAAGAAGGGAGACGAGGGUGAUGAGGAGGGAAUAGAAGGAGAACAAGAAGAUGGGGCGAAUCAACAGCCACGAAUUGUGCUAAAAGAAAUAGACUUGAGCAAUGACAGCGUUGAUGGAAGUGCUGAAAUAAUGACUGAGGAAGUCAGGGAAGAGAAUGCAACAGCAACAAUUUAUGAGAACAAGAUAGAAGUAUCAUGUUUGUCUCUGGAUAAUGCUACAGUCGAGGAAGACAAGAAAAACGCAAUUGAAGUAAUUGAAGAUCUGAACGAGGCAGUUGAGAAAGACAUGACAGAGUCGAUGGAAAAGAACUACACAAGCGGGAAGGACAGGGAAGGAGAAUUAAACGAGGAAGGGUCUGCAAACACAACGACGUGGAGGAAAGAGAUACAAAAGCACGAAGUCAGAGAAGAGGAACAUAUUACUUUCUCGAAGGAAGGAGGAAGUGAAACAACGGAGGAUUACGAAGAUGCCUUAGCAGAGAUCGAAGACGAUUACCCUGCGAACGCCAAGAAACCCGAAGUC